AAUAGUGACCCGAAACGACCCUCAGCUAUAGGUUUUACGCAGCCCGUUUAUAUAUCUAUUUUUUUUAACAGGCGUUACAAAGGGCAGCUAAGGGUCCUUUACAGCCAUCACGGAGAAAACAUUGCAUGGAGUAAACAACUAGCACUGACAGAAGGUCAGGAUGGUCCAGAAAAUACUUAAUAAACUCAUCGGCGGCAAAUACAUUGCUAUUGUAAGGGCGUGGGUACCAAAUAUGGUCGCCUGGGGAACAGUUGGCGGAGUGGCACUCGUUCACUUCACAGACUGGCGAUUAUUUCUUGACUAUGUGCCAUACAUUAAAGGGAAGUUCACCAAGGAUGAGUAAAGUCCCACACAACUCAAUUGACCAGAGCUUGGGAAUUGGCUCAUGGGCGCAUUGCUUACACAACGCAAGCUUAAAGGGGGAUACCCUGGCUCAACAAUCAGUCACUGAAGGCUUGUUAGGAGUUCGGACAACGGGAAGCACUCUGUAUAAAUUCUGUUGUUGAUCCAGUAUUAUUUGAUUUGUGAAUAAAUAUUUACUUUACCCCAA
Messenger RNA from Dicentrarchus labrax (European seabass), 550 nucleotides. Its product is annotated as cytochrome b-c1 complex subunit 10-like. Gene Ontology annotation, biological process: mitochondrial electron transport, ubiquinol to cytochrome c. The transcript is spliced from 3 exons. Gene Ontology annotation, cellular component: mitochondrial inner membrane. The coding region runs from base 161 to 343 and encodes 60 amino acids. Lineage: Eukaryota; Metazoa; Chordata; Actinopteri; Moronidae. The record is from RefSeq and is a predicted model, not a curated record.